ACCUUCGCUAUUGUAAUCAAUUACAUUUUUUAUUCAAAGUCUUUUCGACAUUUGUGCUUUUCAUGCCAUUCAGAUAUUUUUUUAAAUGAUGAAGUUUAUUUUAUUAACAAACUGACUGAGACCGCUGCUACUUCCUGUUGGGCUGUUCAGACGACGUUCCAAGAUGGCAGCAGCGAUGGAUGUUGACACACCGAGCGGUGCUAACAGUGGAUCAAGCAAGAAGCGCUUCGAAGUUAAAAAGUGGAAUGCAGUGGCGCUGUGGGCGUGGGACAUUGUCGUGGAUAACUGCGCCAUCUGUAGAAACCACAUCAUGGAUCUCUGCAUAGAAUGUCAAGCCAACCAAGCAUCCGCGACCUCAGAGGAAUGCACAGUAGCCUGGGGAGUCUGCAACCAUGCUUUCCAUUUCCAUUGUAUUUCCCGCUGGUUGAAGACCAGACAGGUGUGUCCCCUGGACAACAGAGAGUGGGAGUUUCAGAAAUAUGGACACUGAGUCAGCCUGCCGCUCACUUCCUGCAAGAAUCAACUUCACCGUUUCUUCAAUCCCAGUGGCUUGUAUUAUUUUCCACACUUUUGUUUUAGUAUGUUGUUAUUAAACUGUAAUGUUGUGAAAAGCUGAGCUUGUAAGGCAAAACGUUUGAAAUAAUAAAUAGAAAAAAACUGGGACUCUA
Oryzias melastigma (Indian medaka) is the source of this 668-nucleotide messenger RNA. RefSeq names its product ring-box 1, E3 ubiquitin protein ligase (gene rbx1). Bases 164 to 490 code for a protein of 108 amino acids. The record is from RefSeq and is a predicted model, not a curated record. Lineage: Eukaryota; Metazoa; Chordata; Actinopteri; Beloniformes; Adrianichthyidae. Gene Ontology annotation, molecular function: ubiquitin protein ligase activity; zinc ion binding; cullin family protein binding. Gene Ontology annotation, biological process: protein ubiquitination; ubiquitin-dependent protein catabolic process. Gene Ontology annotation, cellular component: nucleus; cullin-RING ubiquitin ligase complex. The transcript is spliced from 5 exons.